GUCACCAGAGUCUGACAGUUCGUGUAGAAGUGUGUGUUUUCGCUUUCACAAGCCAUUUGCAGUUCGAAUUCCACAGGGUUCCUCAGUUUGAACAGCCGCCAUCAUGGUCGCCAUUUACGGUGUGGAGGAGAAGAAGACCAUCCCCAAUUACAUGAAAUACGUCAUUGGGGGCACUGCCGGCAUGUUGGGCACUUGCAUUGUCCAGCCCUUGGAUCUGGUGAAGACGAGAAUGCAGAUAUCGGGGGCCAGUGGUAAGCGCGAGUUCAAGAACUCCUUCGACUGCAUUGUCAAAGUGUUCAAGGCCGAGGGCAUACUGGCCUUCUACAAUGGCUUGAGCGCCGGGCUGAUGCGUCAGGCCACCUAUACAACGGCCCGCAUGGGAUUCUAUCAGAUGGAGGUGGAGGCAUAUCGCAAUAGCUAUAACCAGGCGCCCCCUGUCUUUGCCAGCAUGGGAAUGGGCAUCCUGGCGGGUGCUUUUGGUGCGAUGUUUGGCAAUCCCGCCGAGGUCUCACUUAUCCGUAUGAUGUCCGACAAAUCGGUGCCCGAGGCGCAGAGGCGAAACUACAAGAACGUCAUCGAUGCCUUUAUACGCAUCACCAAGGAGGAGGGACUCUUCGCGCUGUGGCGCGGCUGCCUGCCAACCGUGGGCCGUGCCAUGGUGGUCAACAUGGUGCAACUGGCCUCGUACUCCCAGCUAAAGAGCUACUUCCAUCAGUAUAUCAAUGAGGGCUUUCUGCUCCAUCUGACCGCAAGCAUGAUGUCCGGCUUUAUGACGACCGUGGCCUCCAUGCCGCUCGACAUGGCCAAGACGCGCAUCCAGAACCAAAAAGUGGUAGACGGCAAGGGCGAAUAUCGCGGCACCAUGGAUGUCCUGUUCAAGGUGACCCGUAACGAGGGCUUCUUCUCCAUGUGGAAGGGCUUCACCCCCUAUCUGUGCCGCAUUGGUCCGCACACGGUCUUUGCCUUUGUCUUCCUUGAGCAACUGAACAAGGCCUACUACAAGUUUGUGCUCGGCCAAUCCAGCUACGGCCCGGGAAUCUGAUCUGGUAAAUUUAUCAAAAAGCCCACGACUACUGUAAAUCAGUAAAUCUACUAAUUCAGUAAAUAUACUCAGUUUCA
This is a messenger RNA of Drosophila pseudoobscura, 1119 nucleotides long. RefSeq names its product mitochondrial 2-oxoglutarate/malate carrier protein-like. The record is from RefSeq and is a predicted model, not a curated record. The transcript is spliced from 2 exons. Gene Ontology annotation, molecular function: transmembrane transporter activity. Bases 104 to 1042 code for a protein of 312 amino acids. NCBI's taxonomy places the organism in Eukaryota, Metazoa, Arthropoda, Insecta, Diptera, Drosophilidae.